Gossypium arboreum is the source of this 3159-nucleotide messenger RNA. Its product is annotated as putative E3 ubiquitin-protein ligase RF298. Bases 362 to 3064 code for a protein of 900 amino acids. NCBI's taxonomy places the organism in Eukaryota, Viridiplantae, Streptophyta, Magnoliopsida, Malvales, Malvaceae. The record is from RefSeq and is a predicted model, not a curated record. The transcript has 4 exons.
AGUGACAAAAAAGUUUUAAUUUUUUAUGUAAGAAUUUAGAAAGCUUUCGUCUAAAAAUAUUUUUAACCACAUAAAAGCGUGCCAAUAUAUUUAAUUGAAAAUAAAAUAAAAUAAAAUAAAAUGUUCUUCUCAAGCCAAAAAUUAUUUUUCUAAAGAGUGACUAAAAAACGUUCAAUGCACAAUAAAUGAUCAAAAAAAAAAAAGCCUCAGAAAAAAAAAUCGUCGCUUAUGUUUAUAUAUUUUCUUAUUCUUUUCACCGAUGCUUUGAGAUUGGUGAUUUUUUCUCAAUCGAAUGAACUUUGAAUCGGAAUUUUGAUUAUUGCUAUUGUCAAAUUUGAUAGUUGAGAUUAUAAGCUUAAAAAUGGCGUCAAUGGUUCUUAAAGGUAGUAGCAGUAGCAGUGGUAAUCAUGUAUCUCCAUUGCUGUCAAUUCAAGAAAAAGGUAGCCGAAAUAAGCGAAAAUUCUGUGCUGAUCUGCCGUUAGGUGAUCAAAAUAAGAUUAUAACUACACCUCAAAGUGGAUGUCCGAGUUAUGAGUUUUGUGCUGAGAAGUUCGAAAUCACCCCUGUCCAUGGUCAAGCUAGUGCAUGCGACUUGUGUAGUGUGAGCCAAGAUCAUUCCGGCGGAUUGAAACUCGACCUGAGAUUGUCUAGCACGUUAGGUUCUUCAGAGGUUGGGCCAAGUCGGGCUAAAGAGGAACUAGAGGCAAGUCGGGCUAAAGAGGAACUAGAGGCAGAUGAAUUCCAAGAUGCAGAUUGGAGUGAUCUCACGGAAUCUCAGCUAGAAGAACUUGUUUUAAGCAAUUUGGAUACAAUAUUCAAGAGUGCAAUAAAGAAAAUCGUUGCUUACGGUUACACAGAAGAAAUUGCUACUAAGGCAGUCUUGAGAUCAGGCCUUUGUUAUGGUUGUAAAGACAUGGUCUCAAAUAUAGUGGAUAAUACCUUAGCAUUUCUAAGAAGUGGCCAAGAUUAUAAUCCUUCAAGAGACCACUAUUUCGAGGAUCUCCAGCAGAUGGAAAAGUAUAUAUUAACGGAACUGGUUUGUGUUCUUCGAGAAGUCCGGCCUUUCUUCAGCACUGGGGAUGCUAUGUGGUGCUUAUUGAUUUGUGAUAUGAAUGUGUCGCAUGCUUGUGCUAUGGAUGGUGAUCCUUUGAGUGGUUUUGCUGGUGAUGGAGGUUCUAAUGGGAUUUCUUUUUCUUCAAACCAACCCCAGUUGAAGCCUGAAGCCAAAACUUCUGAAUUGAAUCUUCCAAAUCCGUGUAGACCAGUUCCAUCCUUUCCUUGUUCUCAUAGUUCUCCACCUGAGGUACCUUCUAUGGGAAUCAGCAACACAACAAAAUCGAAGAAUUCUGUUGGUCUAAGUGGUAUAGUCUCGGAGAAAGAGGGAACAAACUCCACUGCUGAUAGUGCAGAUAAAACUUUCAGUGCGGUGGGAACCUCUCAGUUUUCAGCAAUGGAAGAGAAGUUUGUGGCUUGUAGAAAGACUCACUCUACCAAGAGAGAAUUUCUUCGGCAGAAGUCACUUCAUCUGGAGAAAAACUACAAGACAUAUGGAUCUAAAGGGUCAUCGAGAGCUAAAAUGAGCAGUUUGGGAGGUUUAGUCUUGGACAAGAAAUUAAAAUCUGUCUCCAAUUCUUCUACUGUUAAUAUAAAAGGCGCAUCUUUGAAAAUUAAGGCAAUGGGAACCGAUGUCUCUCAAGAUAAUGGGAGUCAUCUUUUUGCUAAUUUGGGCCCGUCUUCUUCUACAUCAUUUUGCUUAGAUAAUGAUAGUAAUAUUUCUGCAGUGCCUAAGACCGAUAUAGCGACUAUUUCUCCCCCAGUAAACAUGCCACCUGAAUUACUACCUAUGAAUAACCCACCUACAAUAUCAACUACUGAUACUGAGCUUUCCCUUUCAUUGCCUACCAAAAGCAAUUCAAUUGUAGUGCCUCCUGUUUCACAUUUCAAGGUUGCUAAUCCUAGCUAUGUUGGGAUGCCAUUUGGUAAUUCACUGGGGGAUUGGGUCCCUCAGGAUAAUAAGGAUGAGAUGAUUUUGAAGCUGGUACCGAGGGUGCGGGAACUGCAAAAUCAGCUCCAAGACUGGACAGAGUGGACUAAUCAAAAGGUUAUGCAGGCCGCUCGUCGAUUGAGUAAAGACAAAGUUGAACUUAAGACUUUGAGGCAAGAGAAAGAAGAAGUUGAACGGCUUAAGAAAGAGAAGUUGAGUUUGGAAGAAAACACUAGGAAGAAGCUCGUCGAGAUGGAUGUUGCUUUGUCCAAGGCUAGCGGGCAGGUGGAACGCGCUAAUGCUACUGUCCGCGGGCUUGAGGUGGAAAAUGCAGCACUAUGGCAGGAAAUGGAGGCUGCAAAAUUACGUGCUGCAGAGUCGGCAGCUAGUUGUCAGGAGGUAUCAAAGAGGGAGAAGAAAACUCUGAUGAAAGUUCAGUCUUGGGAAAAGCAAAAAAACUUGUUCCAGGAAGAGCUCAUGACCGAAAAGCGCAAGGUCACCCAACUUCUACAUGAAUUACAGCUGGCUAAAGUUAUCCAAGAACAGUUUGAGGUUAAAUGGCAACAGGAACAGAAAGCAAAGGAAGAAGUAGUUACUCAGGCUAGUUUGGUAAGGAAGGAAAGAGAACAAAUCGAGGCUUCAACAAAACUACAAGAUGACAUGAUUAAGUCCAAAGCUGAAACCAGUUUGCAAAAAUACAAAGAGGGUAUUCAGAAACUUGAACAAGAAAUUUCUCGAUUGAGACUGAAGAUGGACUCCUCAAAAAUAGCUGCACUUCGGAGGGGCAUUGAUGGAAGCUAUGUAAAAUAUAUUAGCAUGACUCAGAAGAAAUCUCGAACCCCUUUUAUCUCAGAAGUGGUGACAGAUUUCCAGGACUUCUCCGGGGAGGGAGGUGUGAAACGUGAACGUGAAUGCGUGAUGUGUUUGUCGGAGGAGAUGUCUGUGGUUUUUGUCCCCUGCGCGCAUCAGGUUGUUUGCACUACGUGCAAUGAGCUCCACAAGAAACAAGGGAUGAAAGACUGUCCUUCCUGUCGGAGUCUCAUCCAGCGCCGUAUUCCUGUCCGGUAUGCUCGGUCUUAACUUUAAUAUCAAAGUGAGUUGAGUGCUCUGAAUAAUGUUUGUGGGAACUUUUCCAUUGAAUAAUGCAUUUGAGUUGCAGUUUGAGUCCGAGACAA